Rhizoctonia solani is the source of this 1770-nucleotide messenger RNA. Its product is annotated as Fungal specific transcription factor domain. Gene Ontology annotation, molecular function: DNA binding; zinc ion binding. The transcript has 14 exons. The record is from RefSeq and is a predicted model, not a curated record. Lineage: Eukaryota; Fungi; Basidiomycota; Agaricomycetes; Cantharellales; Ceratobasidiaceae. Bases 1 to 1770 code for a protein of 589 amino acids. Gene Ontology annotation, biological process: DNA-templated transcription. Gene Ontology annotation, cellular component: nucleus.
AUGUCUAAAAGGGUGACCCUUGGGAAAGCUGAGGCAUGCCGUCAAUGUAGGAAACGCAACUAUGACCAAUCUCCAACCACCCCACCGGAGAACAACGAAGACCUUUCCGAGCAAAAUUUACUCAAGUUGGAAGCACGAAUCGAGGAACUGGAACAACGGCUCAGAUUAGGGAAUCAAUAUCCUAAAGGUAAGCUCACUGGGUUUGGUAUUUUCACGCCUCUAAUCGAAGCAGAGGGUCCAUCGCCCUCCACUCUUCAUAGCCCAUCGUAUUACAGAGGUGUAGCGGCCCAAUCACUUGACUAUAGUUCUAUGCCUAGCGGAUAUGACCCUUCAACUCGCACAUACAAUCUAACCGAUUUCACGCUCAUGGCUGAGGACUGGCCCUUGGAAUUACCGCCCAAACCCCUGAUGCUCCAUCUGAUUGAUAUAUUUUUCGUUUGUUAUCCCAACUCAAGGCGUAUAAUUCACCGACCCACAUUUUUACUUCAACUAUUAGAACACCAUUCCUCGCCGCGCUUCCCUUUCAUUCCUUUGCUUCAUUCUAUUUGUGCUGUAGCCGCAGUUCAUUCACCUCAUGUUACCGUUGCACCAUUACCUGACUUGAGUAAGUACCCAGUCGACGAUCCCUUCCAAGACAAAACGCGGGUAGAUCAAGGGCGCGACCUCAUGUUUGACGAGCAGCACUUUAUUCUUUCUAAAUACCAGUGUAUGGAUGCUGCAAGGGAAGGUGUGAAUCUUCUUGGAGUUAUUCAAGCGUGCAUUAUCAAUUCCUGGUGGGCUUUCUCAUGUGCUCGGUGGUUUGAUUUGUGGGCGAUGAACAGCCUCGCGAUGAGGAUGUGUAUAGCACUCGGCUUGAAUUUCUCGGAUUCUCUCUAUAAGCCACUACCAGCCAAGGCUCGCGAGAAGUUCCUCAUUGGGCCACCAACAUCACACGUUGAUGUUGAACUCAGGAGAAAUAUCUUCUGGCUCACCUAUUGUUUGGAAAGGUACCAUUUGUUUGCAGGACCAUGGGUUUUCGAUAUCAAUGAUGAUGAUAUUCAGCAAACUCUCCCCGGAACACUGGACGCAUUUGAAGCUGGCUUCGACGAUGGUCAAGAACGUCAGAGUAUCUUUUCUGAUGACUUAUUUUCAACCCAUUAUAACAACCAGGACGAUUUUGCUAUGUAUAUUAAAUGUGCAAUUAUGUUAUCCCGAGUACACGUCAUUGAGUUAAGGAAGUUACUCAACUACGGAACCUCGGAUGAGGUUCGAGACUCCCGGGAAAUGAAAAUCUUAGAAACCAUAAUAUCCUCAACACGGCUCUCUAUAAAAAAGCAAUUCAAUCCCAUCGAACAGCUUUCCACGUCCGCUAUCUCCAAUACGUUUGUCACUCACGUCGCACCUCUGGCAUCUAUCAAGUUGCACGCCGAGAUCGCUAACUGGCAAGACCCAAGUUGCGAGUCUUCUAGCAAAGCUCUGGCGGCAGCACGUGGUAUUCUUCGCUAUACGACCGCAUUGACCUCUAGCCCCUUUGACUUUUCUCGAAUCGAUCGGGUUGUAUGCCUCCCCUGGUCAUCGGCGGGUAGAGCGCUGGUGCUUUCCCUCAAAUUUGCUCCUGAAAGUCUGGCACCAAUUCUUCGAGCUGAAAUUCGGUUAGCACGAGCCAAUCUCGAACUUGCCGGCAACCGCGUUAUCCUCUUUCUGCGACAGCGGUGUUCGUUUGACAAGGAGGCAGUUGACAAUUUGGGUGAACGGGAGGCGGCAAAGGUGUUUGAGGGCGAUGUAUUUUGA